Ctenocephalides felis (cat flea) is the source of this 2700-nucleotide messenger RNA. It is a transcript of the gene Mtpalpha, whose product is annotated as trifunctional enzyme subunit alpha, mitochondrial. Gene Ontology annotation, cellular component: mitochondrial fatty acid beta-oxidation multienzyme complex; mitochondrion. The record is from RefSeq and is a predicted model, not a curated record. NCBI's taxonomy places the organism in Eukaryota, Metazoa, Arthropoda, Insecta, Siphonaptera, Pulicidae. Bases 137 to 2452 code for a protein of 771 amino acids. Gene Ontology annotation, biological process: fatty acid beta-oxidation. The transcript is spliced from 14 exons. Gene Ontology annotation, molecular function: long-chain (3S)-3-hydroxyacyl-CoA dehydrogenase (NAD+) activity; NAD+ binding; enoyl-CoA hydratase activity.
UCGUUCACACACCCAUUGCGUUCCUAUCUUCAUUGCAUUUUCGAACGCCGUGCGUAGUCCAUUCUCUCAUUCAUUUGCAUUUACUGUCACCCAGUUUGAAUUAAGUUUCUAAAGUAAUUCAUAUGUGAUUUUAAUAAUGGCUAGUUCACGCAUUUUUGGUGCUUUAUCUAAAAUUAAUCAACGCAAUGCCAGAUUUUUUAACAGAAAUAUUUGUAAGUGUAUGAAUUUUGUACAAAAAUUAUUUUCUAUCAACACGGCUGCUGAAACUUCGAAACACGUUAGGACGAAAAUAGUAGACAAUGUCUGUGUUAUUACAAUUGAUUCUCCCAAUGUUAAGGUCAACUCACUCAGCCAGGGCGUCAUUUCUGAAAUGGUGGCUGCAUUUCAAGAGGUUCAGUCCAAUCCUGCUGUUCAGUCUGCGGUGAUAAUUUCUGGAAAACCUGGUUGUUUUAUCGCUGGUGCCGACAUUUCUAUGUUAGAACAAUGCAAAACUGCUGCAGAUGCCACUAAAAUGGCUUCAGAAGGUCAAAAAGUGUUUGAAUCAAUGGAAAAAUCGAAAAAACCAAUUGUAGCUGCUAUACAAGGUGUUUGUUUGGGAGGAGGUUUGGAGGUAGCACUUGCAUGCCAUUAUCGAAUUGCAGUUAAAGAUGGCAAAACUGGUUUGGGGCUUCCUGAAGUAAUGUUGGGUCUUCUUCCUGGAGCAGGUGGCACUCAGAGAUUACCAAAACUUGUGUCAUUACCUGAUGCUUUAGAUUUAACUCUCACAGGCAAAACAGUGAAAGCGGCCAAAGCCAAGCAACUGGGCAUUGUUGAUUUACUUGUUGAUCCUUUAGGACCUGGAUUAAAUUCUCCCGAAGCAAAUACUGCAGAAUAUUUGGAAAAAGUUGCUGUUGAAACGGCAAAAAAUUUGGCAUCUGGUGCUUUAACUGUAGACCGAACUAAAAAAGGAUUAUUUAAUACUGUCUUAAAUUUUGCAUUACAAUUUAAUUUUGUGAAGGACCAAGUCUUUGGGAAAGCUAAGCAACAAGUAAUGAAACUAAGCGGUGGACUGUAUCCAGCUCCUUUAAGGAUUUUAGAUGUUAUUCGUACUGGAGUUGAUAAAGGACCUGCAGCUGGUUAUGAAGCAGAAGCAAAAGCAUUUGGUGAUUUGUUGCAAACCCCAGAAUCAAAUGGCUUGAUAGGCUUAUUUAGAGGUCAAACAGAAUGUAAAAAAAAUAGAUUUGGAGCACCAGAGAAGAAAACUGAAAAGAUUGCAGUUGUUGGUGCUGGUUUAAUGGGUGCAGGAAUUGCUCAUGUUUCUAUUGACAAAGGUUACAAAGUUGUAUUAAAAGACACUAACCGGCCAGGUCUUGGCAGAGGUAUAGGCCAAAUCCAAACAGGCAUGGCCAAUGCUGUUAAGAGAAAGAGAAUGACCCAAGUUGAAUGUGAUAAAUAUAUGGCAAAUCUAGAUCCAGUAUUAGACUAUACCUCUUUCAAAGAUGUAGAUAUGGUGAUUGAAGCUGUGUUUGAGGAUAUUAAUCUUAAACAUAAGGUUAUUAAAGAAAUUGAAGCAGUUGUUUCGAAAGAUUGCAUUAUUGCAACAAACACUAGUGCUAUUCCAAUAACAAAAAUAGCUGCUGGUAGUUCAAGACCUGAAAAAGUAAUAGGAAUGCAUUAUUUUUCACCCGUUGAUAAAAUGCAAUUGCUUGAAAUUAUCACACAUGAUAAAACAAGCAAGGAUACAUGUGCGGCAGCUGUUGAUGUCGGCUUGAAACAAGGAAAAGUAGUCAUUACUGUUGGAGAUGGACCAGGUUUCUAUACAACUAGAAUUUUGUCGACAAUGUUAUCAGAGGCUAUCAGACUUCUUCAAGAAGGUUUAGAACCAACUGAUUUAGACAAAAUCACAAAAUCUUUUGGAUUCCCUGUUGGCGCAGCUACAUUAGCUGAUGAAGUAGGAAUUGAUGUAGGAUCCCAUAUCGCUGUUGACCUUGCUAAGGCAUUUGGUGAUAGAAUUAGUGGUGGUGAUUUAAAUAUUAUGACCGACUUAGUUAAGGAGGGAUUUAUGGGUAGGAAAUCUGGAAGAGGUAUAUUUAUGUAUCAAAAUAAGAGCAAAUCAAAGGAAGUCAAUCUAGGUGCUUUGGAUGUUUUAAAAAGAUAUAAACUUGAACCAAAAGGUGCUGAUAGUGUUGAAGAUCGGCAAUUAAGGAUGGUUUCAAGAUUUGUUAAUGAAGCAGUUUUAUGCCUCGAAGAAAAAAUAUUGGCCAAUCCACUUGAAGGUGAUGUAGGUGCUGUAUUUGGUCUUGGAUUCCCACCAUUUACUGGGGGUCCUUUCAGAUGGGUUGACCGUUUUGGAGCAGCAAAUUUAGUUUCAAAAAUGAAUUCAUAUGCAGCAUUAUAUGGAGCACCAUUCAAGCCAGCUGAAACCUUGGUUGAAAUGGCAAAAGAUCCCAGCAAGAAAUUUUACCCAAAGUAAUAAUAUCAUGCAUUUGUAAAUAGAGUUUAACUUGACUGAUAUGAAGAAUAAUUAAAUUAAGUUGACUUAAAAAAAUGGCAAAUCCAUCAUCAAUUAAUUUUAGACAUGGAGUAUUAGUACCUGCUGCAAAGUUGUAACAGUCUGAAGACUUCAGCAAAUUGGGAUUUGUAAGGCACAUUUGUUUCUUGUGCCAUGUAUUGGAGCAUAAUUGUUCAUGUUUAGCAUUUUAUAAAUUUUAUUAUAUCUGU